UCAGACAGUAGUCUGUCAGUGGGGUGGUGUGGUGUGUUUUUAGGAAGAAGCUGGCGGAUAUGUGUCUGUGCGAUAAACGGACAAUUUUUAUAUUUCAGGGACUUUGGGUUAGCCGAGGGUCGGUACGGCUUUUAUCUUUAUUUAAUUUAAGUGUAAGGUGGGGAAAGUAACCACUGUUUUCUUUUGUUGUGGACACAAUCAACUGUACCGUAUCUGUACGCCGGACGCUUGGAGCAGCUUGGUGUUUUCAUGGCAUGCCUCUCCAUAGCGUCUUAAUGAACCGGCUUGUCACGUAACCGAGUGGACAGUUCACCUUGAAAAGUAUCGAUGGUGGUGUGCGCUUGUCCGUACGGAGCCGCUGUGAGCCUUCCUAACGCCGGGGACUGUCAUUCGGCAUUACGGAGAUGGACCACGCCCAGAGAGACAGGCUGUCGGCGCUGGUGGAGGAGCUCACCACGUCCGGCCAGCCGCAGCUCGACCAGUCCAAGAUGAAGGAUGUGAAGAAGAUCUGCAAGGCUUCUAGCGACCAUGUGGAGCACUUUUAUAACCUGCUGAUGGGCCGCUUGGCGGAGGAGCACGCCGAGGUGCGCCUCUCCGCCCUGCAGAUGGCCACCGAGCUCUUCUCCCGCUCCCACCACUUCCGCACCCUGCUGGUCUCCAACCUGCAGGAGUUCCUGGAGCUGACGGUGGAGACGGACCCCGAGCAGCCGCUGCCCCCGCCCAAGGAGGCGGCGCGGCGCCUUAAGACGCUGGCCAUCCGCACGGUGCAGGACUGGCAGGCCGCUUACGGGCAGGCCUACAAGAAGCUUGCACUGGGCUACCACUUCCUGAAGCAGGUGAAGAAGGUGGACUUCCAGGACGUCCAGGCCAGGACGCUGGCAGAGAGGAAGCGACAGGAGGAGAAACAGAAGAGACUGGAGAGGAUUUAUAAAGACAAAGUGUCCAAGGCCACCAGGGAAAUGGAAGAGACCUCCGCUGAGAUACACGAGUGCCUGACUGAGAUGGACAGCUGCCUCAAGCUCCUCACGCCUCACCCCCUGGACUUCAGCCUUAGCGACCUGGAAGCCACAUCCACUGCCCCCGUGCAUUGUGGGAAAUCCGCUUCUCCUGCCGCCGACGACGAGCAGCCAUGCUGCAGCAAAGACCUGCAUGACAGAGAAGAAAAGGUGGAGGAAGAGGGGAGCAGUGAUGAGAUGUCUGACGCAGAGGGCGUCCCGGACGAGGACAUGUUCAUUCGGCAAACUGGCCUGAUGUCACACAAAUACAGCCUCAGCUUGAACCUCUCCACAGAGAUGAGCUUGAAGGAGACGGAGGAGAAUGAAGCUGUGGUGAACACAGUCAGGGACCUGAACAGAGUCAUCAGCACCAAGCACCUGCCCGCCGUGCGAUCCUGGGUGCAGGUUUUCACCAAGGCCGGGGUAGAUCAGCAGCUGCUGAGCAGGGCCAUCGCCUGUAAGAGUGCCCUGGAGGAGGCGCUGCAGAGACACGAUGAGCUCCACAUCCACUACAAGAGGAGAGAGCGCAAAGUGAUGAGGGUGGGUGCGGACGGAGAGGAGGACGAGGAGGACGAUGAUUUUGUGGAGGUCCCCGAGAAGGAGGGCUUUGAGCCGCACAUUCCAGACCACCUGCGUGCAGAGUAUGGUCUGGAUCCGGUUACUUCGUUGUCUGUGGCUCCAGCAAAGCCUUCCCUGGGAUCAGUGACCCAGCCGACCCCGCAACCAAAGAGGAGAGCCACGGAGGACGAGCUGGACCCCACCUGUGCAGCCGCCACGCUCCGGGUGCUGAAACAGCGCCUCCUCUCUGACCAGGCUGCCGGCCCCAGCAGCUCCCAAGGUGGCAGUGAAGGGGCGGAGUUCACAAGUGAGGCCGCAAAGCAGGAUGGGGAAAAGGAGCGUGCCCCUGUUGUCCCUUUUGACAUGGACCUCUAUUACUGGGGGCAGGAGCAGCCCACUGCCGGCAAAAUAUUCAAGAACAUCUCCCAACACCAAUUCUGGGUUCCCCACGAGAUUGAGGAGGAGGUGGAGAACAAAGAGCUUUCGGCCCAAAUGAAGUCCCGGGUCAUCACCUUUGCAGGCAGCUUCCAGCCCGUCUCGCAUAAGUGCCGGGCGCCCAUGCCCGGUGGGGGCCUGUGCGAGAGGCAGGAUCGCGUGAAGUGUCCCUUUCACGGGGUGAUUGUUCCUCGGGACGAGCUGGGGAGGCCUGUCAAUCAGGCGGACGCGGCCCGUCUGGAAGAAGAGAGGAUGAAGCUUGUGGAAGAGCAGCCCGACUGGCGAGACCGGGAGCUGAUGCGAGAGAUUGAGGCUGCCACAGGAGAGGAUCUGGGCUCUUCCAGGUUCUAUGGGAAGGGCAAGAAAGGCGCCAAGGGCAAAGGCAAGAAGAGGAAGUACCCCAACCUGACGGACCUGAAGCAGAGCGCGAACACGUCUCGCUCCAGGCUUGAGAGAAAGGUCUUCAACAAGAGUUCCAUGAGACGAGUCACCGAAGCCAUGAAUCGAAUGGACCAAAGGAAACACGAAAAGUUUGCCAACCAGUUCAACUAUGCCUUGAAUUAGGCUUCAGCUGUGUUGGUGGUUCCAACAGACAGAAUUAAAAAAUUAACCCAAUUGAUGCCGCACGACUGAAUUGUAGCAAAUAAGUGUGUUGCAAAGUCGAUAAUUUGAAUUAUUAUCUGCAGUAAUAGAAGUUUUAUAUGAACUAAUGACACAUCUUUGACUAUGAUGUAUUUUCCUGUGUUAGGUUUUUGAUUUAAAUGUGAAAUGUUUUGACCUUUUCCAAUUUUUGUGAUGGAUAAAGAGAUUUUGUAACAUUCUUUGUCCUCUGUCUGUUGACUUGUUUGUAAACUCCUUUUCACUGACAUUAUCAUCCCAGCCAUGCUGUUGUAUGCUAUGGCACUAUAAGUGAGACAUUAUCUGUCAUUAAGGUAGUUUGAAUACCCUGCAGAUCAACUGUGUUGCACUAUUAAUCAGGCAUGUGUAAUUUGCCAUCUAUCAGUAGUUUUCUGUUUUGAGGAAGUAACUUGUAUAAAUUGAAAUUAAUUAUAGUAAUAAAUAAUAAUUAUUAUUAUCCA
This is a messenger RNA of Brienomyrus brachyistius, 3067 nucleotides long. It is a transcript of the gene uvssa, whose product is annotated as UV-stimulated scaffold protein A. Gene Ontology annotation, biological process: transcription-coupled nucleotide-excision repair; response to UV. The record is from RefSeq and is a predicted model, not a curated record. Gene Ontology annotation, cellular component: chromosome. Gene Ontology annotation, molecular function: RNA polymerase II complex binding. Bases 405 to 2552 code for a protein of 715 amino acids. Lineage: Eukaryota; Metazoa; Chordata; Actinopteri; Osteoglossiformes; Mormyridae. The transcript is spliced from 14 exons.